AUGUAUACAUCUUCUGCAACAUCAAUUUCACUGGUUUUGGAACGAUUAGCAGCUACAGUAUUCUCAUCUUCUUAUGAACAUUGUGGAAUAUGGUUUGGAAUUCUUCUUGCUAUUCUUCAAUUUAUAUUUUCCUCAUUUUUUCUAUCAAGUUUGUAUUCAAAAAAUGUCCAUACAAAUAAUUGUUAUUGUCAAGUUCUAUCAUUUGUAGAAGGAAAUAUCUACCAAGUUCACAUUGCGAUUGUUCUUGUCACGCAUAUUUUCUCACGAAUUGUUUUCGAAGUUCUAUUAAGAUGGAAUGAAGUGAGUUUUUUUUUAAUCUUUUGCGUCAGCAGAUGUUUGUUUUUUCUUCAGAUGAAAAGAAACAAGCUUACAAUUUCUUUGAGUGAUCGAUUUACAUUAGAUCAAAGUAUCAAAUCGAUGAAAGCUCUAACUUUCGCUAAAAAUCUUAUGUUUCUCGGUUUCGUGAUUUUCAUGAUAAUUGGAAUUGUGUUGUGGAUUUUGAAGAAGCAACAAGGACAAUUGAGUAUGCCAAAUCAAAUCGCUUUAACUGAAUGUGAGAUUUGUUAUUGAUUAAAUGAAAACUAAACUUGAAAAAUUUCCAGUAGCAAUUUUUCUCCCACUCUACAGCAUAAUUGUGACAAUUUUAAUGUAUCGGAAACUCGAAUUUAUCAAACAAUCAAAAAGAGAAAGUCUUCAAUUUGCAAUGGAAGCUGGUUCCGAAAGUCACUUCGAUUUUUUUCAUCAACAAAUAAAUGGAGAAUCUGAACUAUAA
This is a messenger RNA of Caenorhabditis angaria, 772 nucleotides long. NCBI's taxonomy places the organism in Eukaryota, Metazoa, Nematoda, Chromadorea, Rhabditida, Rhabditidae. The record is from the annotation of a GenBank genome assembly.